Kwoniella botswanensis is the source of this 1188-nucleotide messenger RNA. RefSeq lists its product as uncharacterized. Gene Ontology annotation, molecular function: diphthine methylesterase activity; protein binding. The record is from RefSeq and is a predicted model, not a curated record. The transcript has 9 exons. The coding region runs from base 1 to 1188 and encodes 395 amino acids. Gene Ontology annotation, biological process: protein histidyl modification to diphthamide. NCBI's taxonomy places the organism in Eukaryota, Fungi, Basidiomycota, Tremellomycetes, Tremellales, Cryptococcaceae. Gene Ontology annotation, cellular component: cytoplasm.
AUGUCUUUCUUGUCUGCUGAAACGGCAAUGUCGCAGGCCAAUUCACUAGCAUAUGUCGAUACGGUCUAUUCGGCAGAUUCCAUCGAAUGGUGCCCUUUUGAUGGGUUUCAGGAUAUAUUCGUUUGUGGGACUUAUCAGAUAGUCAAGCCUGAGGAGCAAAUCCAGACGAAGGAGCAACAACCGGAAGGCGCAGACAAAGGUGAUGACGAUGAGGAGGAGGAAUUUUACAUUGGACCUAGUAAACCAACUCAGAGAGUUGGGAGGUUAUUGGUGUAUCAAGUGGAGGAAGAUGAUUCGUUGACCGAGAUACAGAGGAUCGAAACUCCUGCUAUAUUAGAUACGAAAUGGUCACCUAAAUUAGAUAAUGGCCGACCAGUAUUGGGUGCAGCAGAUGCCAAAGGACAUAUAACGCUAUACACCUUGAAUACCGCUACGAGACGUUUGGAAGAAAUACAUCGGGUGGAUGUAGAUGAAGAAUCGAUAUUAUGCUUAUCAUUAGAUUGGUCCAAUCGUCUAAACCAAUCAUCACCUUCAUCCAUCAUUACUUCCCUUUCAAAUGGCAAUCUAUAUCAUAUCAUACCUACACCUACAAGAUGGGAGGUAGAAUCCAGCUGGAAAGCACAUGAUUACGAGCCGUGGAUAACAAGUUUUGAUAAUUGGGACUCGAAUACUGUAUGGUCAGGCGGAGAUGACUGUAAGUUGAAAAGAUGGGAUAUACGAGAAACGUUUAGACCUACUUUUGUGAACAAGAACUUCGAUGCUGGAGUGACCACUAUCGCUUCUUCUCCUCAUACCGAAUAUCUACUAGCUGUGGGAAGCUACGACGAGAACCUACGUAUAUUUGAUACUCGUCAACCCACUCAACCGCUAACGACGAUCCAUAUGGGAGGUGGGAUUUGGCGAACGAAAUUCCACCCUUCCCCUGAACGUAAAGAUCAUAUACUAAAUGCGUGUAUGCACGAUAAUUUCAAAAUUGUUAAACUGAACAACCAUAUUAUGAAUCUCCAACCGCACCCAGAGGACGAUGGGGUAGGAGGUGAAAUUAUAAGGACGUUUGAAGAUCAUGAGAGUUUAGCUUAUGGUGUAGAUUGGUCGAGGUUACCUGAAAGUAAUGUAGAAGGGAAAGAAGGGACAUUUAUUGCUAGUUGUUCCUUCUAUGAUCAUGCCAUGCAUUUAUGGAGAGGUUAA